Molecule: messenger RNA, 477 nt
Organism: Penicillium longicatenatum
Lineage: Eukaryota; Fungi; Ascomycota; Eurotiomycetes; Eurotiales; Aspergillaceae
Product: lycopene cyclase domain-containing protein
Exons: 3
Coding region: 1-477 (158 amino acids)
Molecular function (GO): intramolecular lyase activity
Source: RefSeq, a predicted model, not a curated record
AUGGGGUUUGACUAUUGGUUGGUCCAUUUGACCUGGACGCUCCCGCCUGCGGCGCUACUCACAACAGCCUAUUGGCCGUUCUUCUCACGACUGGAUAUAGCCAGAAUAUCAAUUUUGACCAUUAUUGCGGUUUCUUGCACCAUACCAUGGGACUCGUAUUUGAUUCGCAAUCGUAUCUGGUCCUAUCCAGCCGAUGCGAUUGUCGGGUAUACAAUAUUCGACAUUCCAUUAGAGGAGAUAUUCUUUUUCGUCAUUCAGACAUAUAUCACGAGCUUGCUUUAUAUAAUCCUGACAAAGAAUCUGGUGCUCCCGGCAUAUUUGCUGCCGAGCAAGGGCGAUUUCACCAGUGUAUUUGGUCCUGCAGCGUUGGUGGCGGGAACCGGCGUUGGUAUUACGUGCAUGCUACUUGAAAGCCAUCUGAAGUAUCUCAGCUUGAUCCUAGUAUGGACUCUUCCGGUAUUGAUCUUUCAAUGGUGA